Molecule: messenger RNA, 3643 nt
Organism: Coregonus clupeaformis (lake whitefish)
Lineage: Eukaryota; Metazoa; Chordata; Actinopteri; Salmoniformes; Salmonidae
Product: ATP-sensitive inward rectifier potassium channel 11-like
Exons: 1
Coding region: 1091-2242 (383 amino acids)
Biological process (GO): regulation of monoatomic ion transmembrane transport; potassium ion import across plasma membrane
Cellular component (GO): plasma membrane
Molecular function (GO): ATP-activated inward rectifier potassium channel activity
Source: RefSeq, a predicted model, not a curated record
CAACUUUUCUUUAUGUAUUUUGAUGCACCAGUACAUAGUAUGCACAGUUACAUCCCAAUUUGGCACAGUGCAUUAUUUCUGACAGUUUUAUCACAUCAAAACAGAAAAAAGCUAUAUCACUGAUCUUACAGUGUGCUUCGCUGGGUGAGCUUCCUGGUUGAAGCUUGCUCUGUCCCCCACUAUGAUGUCACACCAAUGAAGUGAUGUGACUUUGAUCAUGUGGUUUCACUGCAAAGGUUUAGUAACAAUAGUUUUGACUUUCUCUUGUCAGACCAAUAAAUAAACGCGUCAGGAUUAAGCUGUCCCAGUUUAUAUGAUUUCCCACUCUUUCUGAAUUGACCCUAUGUAACAACGUUCCAGAAAUAAACUAUUGGGAGUUUAACUAAAUUAACUAAAUUAAGUUAAUGUAUCCCUAGAAGGGGAAAUGCUACCAGCAUAAUCCAGGCAUUGACAUAAUGUUUUAUAUUAGGCUACUGACCGAGUACUGUGGAAAGAAAGAACUGUUUGUUCUGUCUAAACGCCUUCCCAACUUGAGCUCUCGUUUCCAAGCACGAGCACCUAUACACUGCGCUUCAGCAAACCUGCCUGCCUCAUCCAAACAAUGGAUGGGGGUAGUUUUAUCACCACUACAGAAAACACUCGAUUACACAACUGCUGUUGCGAUUUAUCUACCUUUUUAUAGGUAGGCCUACACGUGGGGGAAUUAUAUGUACUUUAAUCGCGGGACAAGCGCGCCAGAGCGGUGCGUCAAUUGCGAUGGAACACUACUAUCGAGUUGCAGUGCGUGAUUGACAGCGGCAGCUGAAUGCAGAAUCUUCUCAUGGGACCUGGGCGGCUAUGGUGGUGCGCCUGCCUGAUCUGGACCGGGGCAAUGUGAAGAGCUCACAUACUUUUAGAAAUUAGAUGACAGCACAACUCUCUUCCUCCGGCAGCUGCUGUCAUUCGGAAGAGAACUGUCACGGGCAGUCGCCUUCGGUUAGAAGACGCACAUGAGAAGAGGAAAUUAGCCUAUAGAUUUCAUCAAGAGGUUGCUAAUCUGCUUAAUCAUUGGCAAGUGGUCCCGCGGAGAAUAGUAGGCUAUGGGAGCACUAUGUUGUCCCGAAAAGGACUGAUCCCGGACGACUACUUGCUGACCCGCUUGGCUGAGGAUGUCCAGCACCCUAUAUUCAAGGCGAAAGCGCGGAAGGCUCGGUUCGUUGCCAAAAACGGAACCUGUAAUGUGGCCCACACGAACAUUCGCGAACAAGGACGGUUCCUACUGGAUGUUUUCACCACUUUAGUGGAUCUAAAAUGGCUUCACACACUUAUAAUUUUCACCAUGUCGUUUCUGUGCAGCUGGCUGCUGUUUGCGAUGGUGUGGUGGCUCAUUGCCUUUGCGCACGGCGACCUGGAACAAAAAGGUGACGACUUUGUCCCUUGCGUAACGGACAUCCACUCCUUCUCCUCUGCUUUCCUUUUCUCCAUAGAGGUGCAGGUGACCAUUGGGUUCGGUGGACGUAUGGUCACAGAGGAAUGCUUGUCUGCCAUAGUGGUCCUUAUCAUUCAGAACAUCGUGGGCUUGUUGAUUAACGCCAUCAUGCUGGGGUGUAUCUUUAUGAAGACGGCACAGGCGAAUCGGCGCGCCGAGACGCUGAUCUUCAGCAAGCAUGCUGUCAUUUCCAUCCGAAAUAACAAGCUUUGCUUCAUGAUUCGUUUAGGGGACCUGAGGAAGAGCAUGAUCAUCAGCGCCACCGUGCGGAUGCAAGUGGUAAGGCGCAGCACCACUCCGGAGGGCGAGGUGGUCCCCCUGGACCAGAUAGACAUUCACAUGGACAACCCCGUAGGGACCAACGGUAUUUUCCUGGUGGCCCCCCUUAUCAUAUGUCACAUUAUCAACAAAGACAGCCCGCUCUAUGAGCUGUCCCCAGCGGAGUUACAAAAUAAUGACAUCGAGGUGAUAGUGGUGCUGGAGGGGGUGGUGGAGACCACGGGGAUAACCACCCAGGCCCGGACAUCCUACCUGUCCGAGGAGAUACUGUGGGGGCAGCGCUUUGUGCCCACUAUAUCCGAGGAAGAGGGCACGUACGCGGUAGACUACUCCAAAUUCGGUAACACGGUUAGAGUACCGACACCCAGCUGCAGUGCCAAGAAGCUGGAUGAGGACGGAGGCAUCGCCAGGUUUAAACUGCACGAGCACGCCACCCUGCGGCCGUCCGCGAGAAUGCGCGUAAAGCAUCAAAGCACAAUCAGCCCACUAGCCUAAAUAGCCUACUUUUAUAAAGCAGUGGAUAGUGCCAAUGCAUUUUGUAUAUGAAAAGAUUAUUUUUUAUUACCAAUAACAUUUUAAUGUAUCUUUUCGUAAUAUUACAUAAAUGCUUUGUUUAUUAUGUCCAAUAAUGUUCUUAUUCUGGUCAAUGGGACCCACAAGGUGUGCAUGCGUGUUCUAGCCCAGUACACACUUUUUUUUAUUUCACCUUUAUUUAACCAGGUAAGCCAGUUGAGGAAAAAGUUCUCAUUUACAACUGCGACCUGGCCAAGAUAAAGCAACUACACCUACUUCAACCAAGGACUAUAUGAUUAGAUGAAUCCAGUGUGUUAGUGCUGGGCUAGAACAAAAUCCCGCACACCCUGUGGGUAUUAAGCCAGGACCAGGAUCAAGUAUUGUAGCCUAAUAGCCAUGUGUCCCUAUAGACUGCAAUGUCAAUGUACUAUUACCUGAAGCGUUAGGUGAUUUUAGGGGCCUGAACGUCUUGCCGUUCUAUCAAUCCCAGAAUAUGCACGUAUCAAAUACCUUCUUACUCAGGGUGCUCAAUGAAAACAUAUGCAUGAUGGAAUGCAGUUUGAUAGAUUUAUAACAUUAUACAAAGUUAUGCAAUUAUCCAGUUUGAAGGCAGAGGCCAGCGUGUGUGUAGUAGACUGGUGCCCAACACACUCCUCCUGGAGAACUAGCCUCCUGCAGGCUUUCCAUCUGACCCUGCAUGAAAACCAUAACAGUCACUGUGGCCCUCAUGGACUUGACCAGUACUGAUCUACAUAAUGAUGCUCUUGUAUGGUAAAAAUGACUAUGGUCUUUGAUAGUUGUAUGCAAAGCUUGACUUGGAAAUAAAAAAGGAAUACCUGUUGAAAAGCACUUGACAUGUACUGUACAGUAUGUGUGCGCAUGGAUGAUAUGCAGAAGAGAACUUCCUUGAAAGUAACCCGUUUUCCUCGUCAAGUUACUAUGCAUGCCACACAUCUACUUAAUCCUCAUCAUCAUCAUCAUCAUCAUGUUGACAGAAGACAACAUGAGACAGAGCGGCAUUUAUGUAUUUUAUUCGAUUAUAAUCCGCAGAGUUUAAAAUAUUAAAUUGCUUUUAACUUAGUUAAUAAUUAAAAUACAUAAAAAUGAAAGCCAGAACUGAAGAACCCUGCACAUUUUUUAAAUUAUAAAUAGAAGUAGAACUAUAAACCCUAAUCCUCCUCCUUGAUAGAGGCUGUCUGACGGAUUCCGCUCUCCACUCUGUACAGUCAAGUUGAAGCAGACUGUGCAUUUUUCUAUACAUGUGUAAGGAUGCCAUUAUUUUUCAUGAACUAGUUUCGUCUUUGAUAAUUUAAAAAAGUACAUUUUAAAGGGAAAAUAAAAACCAAACGUUAAGGGGCUGGGCUGGGGGGGGGGUAUCGUCAA